AUUGGGCCUGGCCUGUGCAUUUCGUCGCCCAUCCAAUGGGGCCGUGUUUCGUUGAUUGGAUUUAAUGCCGGCCGUUUCUGUUUUUCCCUUGCAGCUUUUGAAAACGAGUUAUUAGCCGUGCGGGCCGCCCGUCAAUCACUCUUGGACACCGAGAAUCAACCCGUUGAGCCCGCCGAAAAACAGCCCGAUCCCGAUCGACGCAUUGGUCUAACUGAGGUGGGCGUGUUCGAUGGCGACAUCUACUCGGGCGAGAAGAGCAAAUUCGAGGGCUAUCACACGUCGUUGGCCCUCAAUGAAGAUGCUGACGAGGAGGAUUCCGGCCCGGCUUUGGGCCCCAAACGCGCCAGUUACACCGCCCCGCAAGCCAUUCUCCGCGACAAUCAACGCCAGGCCGAACGGGAAGAAGCCGACCCGUUUGCCGCUCAUCAACGACCCAAGAUCGUGGAUCGCGAGGAUGAAUAUCGACGCAAGCGAAGCCAACAAAUCAUCUCGCCCGUUCGCUUGGAUCCGUUCGCCAACGGCGGGGCCACGCCCGAUGUCGGGUCUCGGGGCUAUGCCGAUGUCAUGCGCGAGCAGCAACUUCGCCACACCGAGGCCGAUCUCAAUCGGCAGAUGAAAGAUCGGGCCAAAGAGGGCACGCUUAAGGUGGUAGAUACCAAUAUCUCGCAGGGCGUGCGCACCGCGCCCAAACGUCGUGGCCGAUGGGACGUCACCACGGAUGAAACGCCUAGUAAGAAAGCCAUUGGCACGCCCAGUGCCGGAGAUGCCCCCGCCACGCCCGCCCAUUUAGGUCAAUGGGAUGCUACGCCCGGUCGACGAGAUCCGGGAUCGGAAACACCCAGCGGUGCCACACCCGCUCAACGAAUGUGGGAUCCUACGCCCGCCCACACAUCCACCACCCCCGGUCGUGACGCCCCCGGGGCGGCCACGCCCGGUGGGGCAACUCCUGGUGGCCGUCGUAAUCGUUGGGAUGAAACACCCCGAACCGAAAGGGAGACACCCGGUCAUGGCGCGGGUUGGGCCGAAACGCCCCGAACCGACCGAGGGGGUGGCGGCGACAAAACCAUUUCGGACACGCCUGGUGGCGGGAAACGCCGAUCCCGUUGGGACGAGACCCCGGGGGCUACACCCUCGGGGGCGACACCGGUGGCUGGCAAUGCUACCCCGGGUGGCGCUACCCCGAGUAUGACCCCGGGCGGAUUGACACCCGGCGGCAUGACCCCCAUGGGCAUGACUCCCAUGAGUGGGGCUACACCCUCGAUGAUGACCCCUUCCGGCGCCACUCCCAUGGGUCAGAAAGCCAUGGGCAUGGCCACACCUAGUCCGGCUCAGCUGCAAUCUAUGACACCCGAGCAACUUCAGGCUUAUCGGUGGGAGAAGGAGAUCGACGAUCGAAACCGUCCCUUGUCUGACGAGGAACUCGAUCAAAUGUUUCCUCCUGGCUAUAAGGUGCUGCCGCCACCGGCCGGGUAUAUUCCCAUUCGCACACCCGCCCGCAAAUUGACGGCCACCCCCACGCCCAUGAUGGGACAGACGCCCACCGGGUUUUACAUGCAGCCCGAGACUCCGGAUCGGAAUAAGUAUGCCGACACACAGCCCAAGGGCCAAAAUCUACCCUUUCUUAAACCCGAGGAUGCCCAAUAUUUUGACAAGCUUCUGGUUGAUGUGGACGAAGACACUCUUACCCCCGAAGAGCAGAAGGAACGUGACAUCAUGACCCUCUUGCUGAAGAUCAAAAACGGCACACCACCCAUGCGAAAAUCCGCCCUGAGACGCAUUACGGACAAAGCUCGUGAGUUUGGAGCAGGGCCACUCUUUAAUCAGAUUCUGCCCUUGUUGAUGUCGCCCACUUUGGAAGAUCAAGAGCGUCAUCUUCUGGUGAAGGUUAUCGAUCGCAUUCUGUACAAGUUGGACGAUCUCGUCCGACCCUAUGUUCACAAGAUUCUCGUGGUCAUUGAGCCGUUGCUCAUCGACGAAGAUUACUAUGCUCGAGUGGAAGGUCGAGAGAUCAUCUCCAACUUGGCCAAAGCUGCGGGUCUGGCCACCAUGAUCUCCACCAUGAGACCGGAUAUCGAUAACAUCGACGAGUACGUGAGGAAUACAACGGCUCGAGCCUUCGCUGUGGUGGCUUCGUCUUUGGGAAUACCGUCGCUACUCCCGUUUUUGAAGGCUGUCUGCAAGUCCAAGAAAUCGUGGCAAGCUCGUCACACGGGCAUCAAAAUUGUGCAACAGAUCGCCAUCCUGAUGGGAUGUGCCAUCUUGCCUCAUCUUCGCUCCUUGGUCGAUAUCAUUGAGCACGGUUUAGUGGAUGAGCAGCAAAAAGUGCGAACCAUCACGGCCUUGGCGCUCGCAGCUCUUUCCGAAGCCGCUGCUCCUUAUGGUAUCGAGUCAUUCGAUUCCGUUUUGAAGCCGUUGUGGAAAGGUAUCCGAACGCAUCGUGGCAAGGGUCUUGCGGCCUUCUUGAAGGCCAUCGGUUAUCUCAUCCCUCUCAUGGACGCCGAGUACGCCAAUUACUACACGCGUGAAGUCAUGUUGAUCCUCAUUCGAGAGUUCCAAUCGCCUGACGAGGAGAUGAAGAAAAUCGUGCUCAAGGUGGUGAAGCAGUGUUGUUCCACCGAUGGUGUGGAAGCACAGUACAUCAAGGAUGAGAUCCUGCCUCAUUUCUUCAAGCACUUUUGGAACCACCGCAUGGCUUUGGAUCGAAGAAACUAUCGCCAGUUGGUCGACACCACUGUGGAGAUUGCCAACCGCGUGGGUGCCAGUGAGAUCAUUAAUCGGUUGGUGGACGAUCUAAAAGACGAAAAUGAGCAAUACCGUAAGAUGGUCAUGGAGAGUAUCGAAAAGAUCAUGGACGGUCUGGGAGCGGCUGAUAUCGAUUCCCGACUCGAGGAGCAGCUCAUCGAUGGUAUCCUGUACGCCUUCCAGGAACAGACCACCGAGGAUGUGGUCAUGCUCAACGGUUUUGGCACCAUUGUCAACGCAUUAGGCAAGCGUGUCAAGCCGUAUUUGCCGCAAAUUUGCGGAACCAUCCUGUGGCGACUGAACAACAAGUCGGCCAAAGUGAGACAACAGGCCGCAGAUCUGAUUUCCCGCAUUGCCGGCGUCAUGAAGACGUGUCAAGAAGAGAAAUUGAUGGGUCAUCUGGGCAUGGUUCUAUACGAAUACUUGGGCGAAGAGUACCCCGAGGUCCUGGGAUCCAUCCUGGGUGCCUUGAAGGCCAUUGUUAAUGUCAUCGGUAUGAUUCGCAUGACACCUCCAAUCAAGGACCUCCUGCCUCGACUGACGCCCAUCUUAAAGAAUCGACAUGAGAAAGUCCAAGAGAACUGUAUCGAUCUGGUGGGUCGUAUUGCAGACAGAGGUCCGGAGUACGUUUCACCUCGGGAAUGGAUGAGAAUUUGCUUUGAGUUGCUCGAGUUGGUUAAAGCGCACAAGAAAGCCAUUCGUCGGGCUGCCGUGAACACUUUCGGUUAUAUCGCCAAGGCCAUUGGUCCCCAUGACGUAUUGGCCACUCUUCUAAACAAUUUGAAGGUCCAAGAGCGGCAGAACCGAGUUUGCACCACCGUGGCAAUUGCUAUUGUGGCGGAAACCUGUUCCCCGUUCACGGUUUUGCCGGGUUUGAUGAACGAAUACAGAGUCCCCGAGUUGAACGUCCAGAACGGGGUGCUGAAAUCGUUGUCGUUUUUGUUCGAAUACAUCGGAGAAAUGGGAAAGGAUUACAUCUACGCUGUUACCCCUCUGCUUGAAGAUGCUCUCAUGGACCGAGAUCUGGUUCAUCGACAAACGGCUUGCGCUGCCAUCAAACAUAUGUCUUUGGGCGUGUACGGAUUCGGUUGCGAGGACGCUCUGACGCAUCUGCUGAAUUUUGUGUGGCCCAACGUGUUCGAGACAUCGCCUCAUUUAGUGCAAGCCUUCAUGGAUGCCGUGGAUGGAAUGCGCGUCUCUCUCGGUCCCAUAAAGGUUCUGUCCUAUGUUGUUCAGGGUCUGUUUCAUCCUGCCCGAAAAGUGCGCGAUGUGUAUUGGAAGAUCUACAACUCCUUGUAUAUAGGAUCCCAAGAUGCUCUGGUUGCCGGAUAUCCUCGGAUUCCCAACGACGCCAAGAACAUGUACUCGCGCUAUGAAUUGGACUAUGUUUUGUGAACUGUUCUCACCAAUCAAUCCAUCUACCAACCAACCCUUCGUUGCCCGCCUCGUUCAUGUCCAUCAUUUGUAACAUAAAUAAUAACAAUAAAAAAUGAAUACCGAG
Tigriopus californicus is the source of this 4243-nucleotide messenger RNA. It is a transcript of the gene Sf3b1, whose product is annotated as splicing factor 3B subunit 1-like. The record is from RefSeq and is a predicted model, not a curated record. The annotation marks the transcript as partial. Gene Ontology annotation, biological process: spliceosomal complex assembly. Gene Ontology annotation, cellular component: U2-type prespliceosome; catalytic step 2 spliceosome; U2 snRNP. NCBI's taxonomy places the organism in Eukaryota, Metazoa, Arthropoda, Copepoda, Harpacticoida, Harpacticidae. Gene Ontology annotation, molecular function: mRNA binding. The transcript is spliced from 4 exons.